AUGGAAGAAAAUUCCGGCUCCGGUGUGCCGUUGAGUUUUCAUGCCCUCGCGAAGUCCAGACGUGCGUCAAGUACAUCUAGUGCCUCGUCAUCCGCGUCUUCGAGUGCUGCACAUCAUCAUAGGAAGAAUCGCCGCCGCAAAUGCAGAAAUGAUAAGCGUAUGAAGCGUUUGGAAAAGGCAGUAGACAAUCUUACUGCCACCGUAAGUACUAUAGUAAAAGGUCAGUCAAUACAUUCUGUUCCUAAAAUGCACGAGAAUAGUGAUUCUGACGCGCUGUCUAUCUUGGUCCCCGACGAUUCGGAGGCUUCUUUUAGCCACGAUAAAACUGAAGGUAGUCAGCCCGUGCUCCAUAGUUUUGAUUUCAAGCAGGAAACUACCCUCAAAUCGACAAUUCCGAAAACUUCUACCUCUCAUGCAGAAACUUUGUGCAAGUUACAACACUUUGACACGAUUGAUUGGUCACAGAGUACAUCAUAUAGAGCAGAGAAGAGUAUACUCUUCGAAGGCGCGUUCCCGAGCUCCAACAGCGCCUGCGACCAGCUCCAACGCACCGUUAUCGCAAGGUCGAAAACGCCGGACAACUCCGUCAUUUUGUCGAUCGAUGGAGAAAGUGGGGAGCACCCGACCAUGUUC
This is a messenger RNA of Iphiclides podalirius (scarce swallowtail), 633 nucleotides long. The record is from the annotation of a GenBank genome assembly. NCBI's taxonomy places the organism in Eukaryota, Metazoa, Arthropoda, Insecta, Lepidoptera, Papilionidae.